Molecule: messenger RNA, 1608 nt
Organism: Labrus mixtus (cuckoo wrasse)
Lineage: Eukaryota; Metazoa; Chordata; Actinopteri; Labriformes; Labridae
Product: fibroblast growth factor 6-like
Exons: 3
Coding region: 354-977 (207 amino acids)
Biological process (GO): cell differentiation; animal organ morphogenesis; positive regulation of cell population proliferation
Cellular component (GO): cytoplasm
Molecular function (GO): growth factor activity; fibroblast growth factor receptor binding
Source: RefSeq, a predicted model, not a curated record
UUGAAAGGGGGCGCAGCAGUGAAGUCACAGUGAUGUCAUUGUAGGAUGUGAGUGUCGGACAAGGUGAGCUGGUUUUUUUUGUUGUUGCGGUGAGUGGUUGUGUACCCUCCACUGCCAGCGUUGCCUGAACAGAGGCGCGGAGCGGCGAAAGAUGAUCAUCGCCACCGGCACCAAAUCAAGCUCCGACGCGCUCCGUGCCUCUCCUCCUCCUCCUGCUGCUGCUGCUGCUGCUGCUGCUCACAUCUCGGGCUAUGGGGCCUUGAUCUGCCUUGAUCCCCAAAUCAGCCUUUACCGCCACCAUGCCAAAGGACAAAACAUAAGAAGAGUUGCAUUUUUAGGGCAGGUAACUUUGGAUGGCCAUUGCGCAAAGGUGCCUCUACAGCAUGUCCAGCGGGGCCAGGACGCACUGGACGCUGCCAGCAGUUCUUGUACUGUGGACUUCUCUCUGGGGGAUCGCUUCUUCUUAUCCGAUUCCAAGCAGGACUAACGCGACUUCGUUGGAAAAGAAGUGGGAGACGCUUUUCUCGCGCUCCUAUCUGGGUAUCGCCGGGGGGAAAUCGGAGCUGAACUGGGAGAGUGACUAUUUGCAGGGCAUCAAAAGAGUGCGGCGACUGUACUGCAACGUGGGAAUUGGGUUUCACCUGCAGGUGCUCCCGGACGGCAGGAUAAGCGGAACACACAACGAGAACCAAUACAGUCUCAUAGAGAUCUCCACCGUGGACCGAGGAGUCAUCAGCAUGUUCGGAGUGAGGAGUCAGCUGUUUGUCGCAAUGAACAGCAGGGGAAGGUUAUACGGAACGAGAUUCUUCGUGGACGAGUGCAAGUUCAAGGAGACUUUGCUGCCCAACAAUUACAAUGCCUACGAGUCUUUUGUUUACAAGGGCUUCUAUAUCGCCCUCAGCAAGCAUGGCCGCGUAAAGAGAGGCAACAAGGCCACCACCGCCAUGACUGUCACACAUUUCCUCCCGCGGCUAUGAGAGGAGGAACCGGCAAUAGCUCCCUAAUUUUGCACAUGUGGAUUGUUCUUCCAGGUAACACGGAAAUGCAAAGUCAUGUUACACGUGCGGACGGACUGUGAAAGAAAACACACAAAAUAUUUAUUCUGUUUAUAUAUCUGUAUAUUUGGAUAGCUAUCUUUGUAUAUGUUCAGUGCUGCUUAUUGUUUUUAUGGACGGGGGAGAGCUGAAGCCUUUGCCUGUCUCACUUUACCUUGGUGCUUGCUGUAACCGAACGGACGCGUCACUUCCUUUUUUUUUUUGAGAUGAGGGAUGAGCUGUAUCCUGUGCUUUUAAAGAGUGAAACGAAUACUUUUUAUUACCUCAAAGAACCACUUUACUAGAAUAAAGGGAUGCAUGGACUUUUUGCUGAAAUAUCUGCUAGGUUUAUAAUUAAUUCAACUUUUUUUUUUUUUUUUUUUGGGAAAGCGCUUGACGGCUCCCUGCUCCACGUCCAGCAGUGGGGGUUAAAAACUUAAAUGCACUACCUUUGCUGCACGAUUUAAAGGUGCCUUGGUGUUCCCACUUGUGGCCCCCUUAAACUUGCAUGUAAGAGACACCCGCUGGAGUCAGAAAUAGGGCUGACACUCCGCAGAGGGCCUCAGAGGACGGG